Molecule: messenger RNA, 1579 nt
Organism: Lobosporangium transversale
Lineage: Eukaryota; Fungi; Mortierellomycota; Mortierellomycetes; Mortierellales; Mortierellaceae
Product: general substrate transporter
Exons: 3
Coding region: 92-1579 (495 amino acids)
Biological process (GO): carbohydrate transport; transmembrane transport
Cellular component (GO): membrane
Molecular function (GO): carbohydrate:proton symporter activity
Source: RefSeq, a predicted model, not a curated record
GUCUCUAUUCUCUUUGCUUCUCAUUGUUCAUUUCUCUCCUUACUGCAACAUAGCACAAAUAACAAAAUUCCCCUUCCCCAAAUCUAUUGCCAUGUCAGCAAAGUACAGGCUGUUGAAUAAUGUGUACUUCCUUGGUGGAUUCGCAACCAUCGGCGGCAUGCUGUUUGGUUUCGACAUCUCAUCCAUGUCUGGUGUCGUAGGAACGCAGCGGUACCAGGAGUACUUCAAUCACCCAUCGUCAUCACUGCAGGGCGGAAUUGUCGCUUCCAUGGCCGCAGGCUCCUUCUUGGGUGCUCUCCUGGCUGGUCCAUUGGGCGACAAGAUUUCACGCAAGCGCACCAUCAUGCUUGCUGCCUCUAUCUGGAUUGUUGGCUCCAUUAUCCAAUGUGCAACUGUCAAUGUUGGUAUGCUCAUUGUCGGUCGUAUCAUCAACGGUAUUGCUGUUGGCCUGGCUUCCAUGAUCGUCCCUGUGUACCAAUCUGAGAUUGCACCCAAAAAUAUCCGUGGGCGUAUUGUAUCGUUGCAACAAUGGGCUAUCACUUGGGGUAUUCUCAUCCAAUACUUCAUCCAGUACGGCUGUUCCUUUAUCAAUUCCGAAGCUGCGUUCCGAAUCCCCUGGGGUGUACAAAUCAUCCCAGGUAUCAUUCUCCUUGCUGGAAUCAGCUUCUUCCCUUACUCUCCUCGCUGGUUAGCAGACCAUGGACGUGGCGAAGAAGCUCUUGAAGUGCUCGCCAUGUUACGAGCAAAGGGUAAUAAGAAUGAUCCUCUGGUCAUGGCGGAAUACAAAGAGAUUGAGGAUGCUAUUAAAUUCGACAGGACUCAGGCUGCGCGUUCGUAUGCAGAGCUUUUCCGCAAGCCAAAUGCUCGUCGCGUCUUCCUUGGUAUGAGUCUCCAGUCCUGGUCUCAACUUACGGGCAUGAAUGUGGCCAUGUAUUAUAUUGUUUUCAUCUUCCAGGGCGCAGGCAUCACUGGCCAGAACGCCAAUCUACAGGCAUCUUCUAUCCAAUAUAUUCUUAAUGUCAUUAUGACCAUUCCUGCGAUCCUGUUUAUUGAUAAAUGGGGUCGUCGUCCUGUUCUUUUAGUUGGAUCCACCUUUAUGGCUCUCUGGAUGUUCCUCAUCGGAGGUUUGAUGGGUCGUUUUGGUGGCCCCUCUAACUUUGAAGGUAACGAGACCACAACAUGGGCUAUUCAAGACAAUGAUGCUGCAUCCAAGGCAGUAAUUGCUUGCUCUUAUCUCUUUGUCUGCUCAUUUGCCAUCUCUUGGGGCCCUGUUUCAUGGACAUAUCCAGCCGAGAUCUACCCACUCCGGAUCCGUUCCAAAGCAGUCUCGCUCUCAACAGCAUCAAACUGGGCAUUCAACUUUAUUUUAGCUUAUGCAGUUCCCCCACUGCUGGAAAAUAUCCAAUACAAGACCUAUUUUAUCUUUGGAGCCUUCUGUGUGGCCAUGACGAUCCAUGUCUUCUUCAUGUUUCCAGAGACCAAGGGUCAUACAUUGGAGGAGAUGGAUGAGCUCUUCAAUUCAGAUGUUCCUGCAUGGAAGACUCGAGCGCAACCCCAGUCGCGCUUGGAUAGAAAAUAA